This is a messenger RNA of Trichogramma pretiosum, 1371 nucleotides long. RefSeq names its product tetratricopeptide repeat protein 1 (gene Ttc1). Gene Ontology annotation, molecular function: protein binding. The transcript has 4 exons. The record is from RefSeq and is a predicted model, not a curated record. The coding region runs from base 270 to 1046 and encodes 258 amino acids. Lineage: Eukaryota; Metazoa; Arthropoda; Insecta; Hymenoptera; Trichogrammatidae.
UUAACUGAUGAUAUUACAGCAAAAGAAAAAAUUAAAACUCAGUGUAUCAGCAGGUAGCGAGUAGUCUGCGAAAAUUAAUAGCAGAAGAAUUUGUUUUAUUCUGAACGGUGAACCAUAACAUUAUUAGCCAGUCAGACUCUUCAAUAUUGACGCACUCAGCAGUUUUGUCAUUUGUAAGAUCGCUCGAUUGUCUUUUAACCUAGUAUAAAGAACAUAGUAAAGAACAGUUCACACUGUGUUUAUCAACAACUGUCAAAAUCUCAAGAAAAAUGGAUUCUAAACUGCCACCGAGUGAAAUUUCUAACGAGUCAAUUAUUGACGAAAUAACCCAAAAUUUGGACAAAUCGUGUCUUGCAGAGGAUAGUGUAUUACAAGGCAAAGAAAAUUGUAAUCCUGAUAUACCAGAAUUCUCAGAUGGUGAAAAUGUUAAGGAUGACCUUAAAAAUUUGAAUAAUCCUUGGUUUAUUGAUGAGGAACAGCUGAAAGAACGCGAUUCAAAGCUAAGUGAUGACGAAAUCAAUGAUUUGAAAGAGGAAUCAGAACAAAUUAAAUCCAAAGGUAAUUCCUUAUUUCAAACUGGUAAACUUGAAGAAGCAGCUCAAACGUACACUGAAGGAUUAAGAUUGUGUCCAUUAAAGUAUACCAAAGUAAGAGCUAUUCUCUACGCUAAUAGAGCAGCAGCUUUAGGUUCAAAAAAGGAAACUAAAACUAUUGCAAUUGAUGAUUGCUCAGAAGCAAUAAAAUUAGAUGAAAAUUAUGUUAAAGCAUAUUCAAGAAGAGCUAGGUAUUACGAAGAAUCUGAUAAACUUGAUGAUGCUCUAUCAGAUUUCAAGAAAAUAUUGACCAUUGAUCCUGAGCAUACUGAAUCACUUUCUGCUGUAAAGAGGCUUGAACCAAUAGUAACGGAAAAAUUGAAAACUGAAAUGUUAGAUAAACUGAAAUCUCUUGGUGAUCUGUGUUUAAAGCCGUUUGGACUUUCCACUAAUAAUUUUAAUUUGCAAAAAGAUGAAUCAACUGGUGGUUACACGGUUAAGUUUAAUCAAUAAUGAUUUGAUAUAGUGAAGUGCAUUUUUUUUUAAUCACUGUCCGGUCAAAAGCAUUCGAAUAAGGUGAUUUUUGUGCUUCAUUCAAUUUCUUUUGUGUACAAAUACUAAUGUAUUAAAAGUUUUAUUGAAUAGUAUUUAAGUUAGAAUAAAAUCAAAGUAUGAAUGCUAACAGAAUGAAUGUCCUGUAAAGUUUUUGAUUUUGUUGCUGAAGUGAAAAAUAUUUCUAUAAAAAAUUGUUUCAAAUAUUUUAUAUAAAAACACUUAUUUACCAGAUGGUUUGAAAUUGUUAAAACUACCAAGUGCUGGAAAACUAUACUGGUGCAAC